AUGCUGGGGUCAGGGGGCACGCCAGGGGGGAAUAAGACCUACUUCCCCUUCUUCUCGGACUUCAGGGGCCACCGUGUGACGGCCCUGCGCAUUGGCGAGUCGUCUGUCCUGGCCUCCAUCUUCCUGCUGGCCUUGGCGGGAAACAUCUGGGGCAUCUGCCUGCUGCUGCGGCGGCGGCCGCGGCUGUGCGCUGCCAACUGCCUCGUCCUCAACCUCUUCUGCGCCGACCUGCUCUUCAUCACCGCCAUCCCCUUCAUCGCUGUCGUGCGCUGGACCGAGUCCUGGGUGCUGGGCGACGUCGUCUGCCACAUGCUCUUCUAUGUGAUGAGCCUCAGCGGCACCGUCGUCAUCCUCUCCCUCUCGGCCGUCAGCUUGGAGCGCGUCGUCAGCAUCGCCCGGCUGCGCCACGGCGCCCUCCGCCGCCGCAAGGCGCUGGCCGCAGCCCUCCUGCUCGUCUGGGGCAUCGCCGCCCUCGCCACCCUCCCGCUCUGCUGCUUCUUCACCGUGGUGCGGCUGCCCGCGGCCAGCGGCGAGGAGAUUCAGAUUUGCACCUUGGUUUGGCCCAGCACUGCAGGAGAAAUAGUUUGGGAUGUGACCUUUGCCAUUGUUUUCUUUCUAAUACCCGGAUUAGUAAUUGUCAUCAGUUAUUCCAAAAUCUUACAGAUAACAAAAGCAUCAAGGAGGAGUUUAAAUGCUGGUUUAGCCUACUCAGAAAAUCAUCAGAUUCGUGUUUCCCAGCAAGACUACAAACUAUUUCGAGCCCUCUUUGUGUUGAUGAUCUCUUUCUUCAUCAUGUGGAGCCCAAUUACAAUAAUUAUUCUUUUAAUUUUAGUCCAGAAUGGCAAACAAGAUUUAAAUAUUUUGCCAUCAGUUUUUUUCUGGAUAGUGUUAUUCACUUUUGCCAACUCUGCUGUCAAUCCAAUUUUGUAUAAUGUUGCUUAUUUCAGACGUAAAUGUCAGGAAGUUCUUCUCUGUUGUACAGGGAACCCUGUGAGGCAUGGAGCUGGUACAGAAACCACUGCAAGAAGAAGUAACCAUGAACAACCAAAUUUGUCUUUCAUUACCAGAUAAUUGUUUUAAAGCCUGAGCUGUACCAUACUUUGGAUGUUGAUGUCUACACUAUCGCAGGUUGAAUAGGUCACUAUGUUAUAGUAUUAUAUGCCAAAGAAGGAGAAAAAAAAAGUUAAACCUGUAUUUUUAAUUCCUGCAGGUAAAAUUCUCUUGCUUCAGUAAGAUUUGGAUAAUUUAGUCCAAUGGAUUGAAUUAUCCAUUUACACUGAAAUAAAUAGAAAUAUAACAGUGAAUUUGGUGAACAUAAAAUAGUUUAAGUAAGUACUUACUAAACUAAUUUCUGUGAGGGUACACUUGCAUAAAUGGCAUUAACUUUAAGUUAUAAAGAAUCUGUAUCGAGGGCACCUGAUCCAUUUUUACUCUAUUUUCUACUGAGUAAUAGAGAUCAAUGUUCUAGUGAAAAUGUACAUACUCAGAAAGUACCUGUUCUUUUUUUCAGUCCCAUUUUAAAAAGACUCUCGUUUAUACACUUAGAUAACUGACUGCCUGAAGAUAGGCUUGGGCAGACUAACCAAUUUUGUGUAGGAAACAAGAUGAUAAACACGUGUUGUCACCAAGUGAAUGACCAGUGAGGUUCUAUCUCAAAUUAGCAGUAUGGACAUAAUGCCUGUUAACUUAUAAUAAAUAAAUAAAUAAAUAAAUAAACAAAUGCUUACUUGUCAUAUAUAAAAUACAUCUUUUAAAACAGUGCAUAUUUUUAUGUCUUCAGCAGUCAUAUAAGAAAGUUAAUCAGUGAUAUAUAGGGUCACUGAAAUUCCUCCUUUCUAAAAUGCUAUUGAGAACAAUGCAGUAUUUCCUAGAAAAAAAAGAUUACAUUGUAUUUGAAAAUAAAUUAAAAGUUUUAGAAAGCAAAUACAUAUAUUUUAGUUCUUUUAAAUUAAAACUCUUCGAGUCAGAUAUGGAAACCACUAAAAAAAAAAGAUUAAGUUCUCAAUUAUCGCCGUUUGUCACCAAUUCAAAUAGUGCAUUAAGAUAAUG
Molecule: messenger RNA, 2049 nt
Organism: Apus apus (common swift)
Lineage: Eukaryota; Metazoa; Chordata; Aves; Apodiformes; Apodidae
Gene: FFAR4
Product: free fatty acid receptor 4
Exons: 3
Coding region: 1-1071 (356 amino acids)
Biological process (GO): G protein-coupled receptor signaling pathway
Cellular component (GO): membrane
Molecular function (GO): G protein-coupled receptor activity
Source: RefSeq, a predicted model, not a curated record